This is a messenger RNA of Aspergillus caelatus, 1404 nucleotides long. RefSeq lists its product as uncharacterized. NCBI's taxonomy places the organism in Eukaryota, Fungi, Ascomycota, Eurotiomycetes, Eurotiales, Aspergillaceae. The record is from RefSeq and is a predicted model, not a curated record. The transcript has 2 exons. The coding region runs from base 1 to 1404 and encodes 467 amino acids.
AUGACACCACAAUCAAGACUACGCGGCGCCCUCGACCUGCUCAAAUCCAUACGCAGGCCUUCCCCCCUAGUCACAAUCGAGCUAGAUAAGAAUACUUAUGGCCUGGAAAACACUUAUACCACGUUUGGCCGGAUCCAAGGAAUGGUGAUCAUUACCGUGGAUUCGGAGACCCCACUCGAGAAUAUCAGCAUUACUUUUGAAGGCACUGCCAGGGUAUCCAUCGAGCGCGAGAGCUGGACCCUUGGCAACACUGAAGCUACGCAGACAUUUCUGCAGCUCAAACAACCUGUCACUCUAGGUAUAGAGAGCGUACCGAAGAUACUCCAGCCAGGGUGCUCUUACAGGCUUCCAUUUACCUUUGUCGUUCCUCAAUAUUUACCUUGCCAAUCAUGCAAUCACAAUGUCAACUGCUCGGACCUCAAACAAGCCCAUCUUCAGUUACCCCCGACGCUCGAUGACCCCAAACUUGAAAAUGGGAAGAGGCCAACCCUAGAUUAUGUUUCUUCCGGGAAGUGCCAUAUAUCAUACCGCGUGCGAGUGGUUCUUUCAAAGGACUCUAUGCCAGGAAGUAGAAGACCAAGCCGCCCUGUGGACUGCGUUAAGAGUGUGCGGGUUCUUCCUACCUCCGUGCAUACACCACGUUCGGGCCUGCCCAUGCUCGGCUCAGAUAUCUAUACGCGGACGGAACAAAAUCUCAGCCUGGGUUUUGCGCAUCCUGGGCUAGGGGAGCUAAUAACGGAAGCCUCACACAUUCCUCCAAUUUCGCUCCAAUCCCCAUUCGAUAACCAUGGUGUGCAUACGGCGGUGCGUCUCAAUUUGCGAUUCAACCCCGUAAUGGACGCAGCGCCUCCUCAGUUGAAAAAGGCAUCCGCCAAACUUCAAGUUGCCACAUUUUAUAGUCCUGUUCCAUGGGAGGAUUAUCCAUCUUGGACGGACAGGGGACUCGCUAAUGGAUGGGAUCGAGCAGCGUUUACUGACACCUUUCCCAUCAUGGCAUUCUCGAUGGGGUCAGUCCAGUGGGUGAAACAUCAAGAAAUAGGUGAUGAGCAUGGAAUCCAAGGACAGGACGGACAAUCAUUGUCGGACCAUACAGCACCAUGCAAUGAUAGUCGGAGCUACUAUACAGCGUCUAUUGUCUUACCUAUCGUCUUACCACCAAGAAUGACUCUUAUACCGACCUUCCACUCUUGUUUAAUCUCCCGCACUUACAGCGUUAAUCUUCGCCUUUCUUUCCAUACGCCCAAAACCGCUCUACAAACCGCUAGUACUACCAUUAAGGUACCUCUGAUGCUACAGUACGCAUCCAAUAAUCACCAUACCAGCUUAGACUAUGAGGAAUCAGACGCUUCGGAUUCCACUGUUAUGAAUUCUCUCCCACCACCGAAAUACACUGCUACAGUGUGA